Molecule: messenger RNA, 1309 nt
Organism: Passer domesticus (house sparrow)
Lineage: Eukaryota; Metazoa; Chordata; Aves; Passeriformes; Passeridae
Exons: 4
Coding region: 1-975 (324 amino acids)
Source: RefSeq, a predicted model, not a curated record
AUGCGGGCAGAGCUCAGCAAUUCCAGAGCCACAAUCCCCCCUUUUUUUGUGGGAUUUUGUGGUCACUGCAGGGCAGUUGGGGUGUCCUGGAGUAGUCCCUCAGCACAUUCCCCCUCUGAGCACAGUAAAAAAAAAAUAUCCCUGAUUAUUUUGUCUCCCAAAAUUCCAGUGAAACCUCAGCUUUGUCCAGGGAAGGGAAGGUUACAAACCCUUCCUGGAGUGCAGAAGCUCCCCAGUCCCAGCCCAGAUGGGGCUGCUGGUCCCAGUUCUGGUUCUUUACUGGUCCCAGUACUGGUUCUGUUCUGGUUCCCAGUUCUGGUUCUGUCCUGGCCCCAGUACUGGUUCUGUCCUGGCCCCAGUACUGGUUCUGUCCUGGUUCCCAGUUCUGGUUCUGUCCUGGUUCUGUCCUGGUUCCCAGUUCUGGUUCUGUCCUGGUUCCCAGUACUGGUUCUGUCCUGGUUCCCAGUACUGGUUCUGUCCUGGCCCCAGUACUGGUUCUGUCCUGGCCCCAGUACUGGUUCUGUCCUGGCCCCAGUACUGGUUCUGUCCUGGUUCCCAGUUCUGGUUCUGUCCUGGUUCUGUCCUGGUUCCCAGUUCUGGUUCUGUCCUGGUUCCCAGUACUGGUUCUGUCCUGGUUCCCAGUACUGGUUCUGUCCUGGCCCCAGUACUGGUUCUGUCCUGGCCCCAGUACUGGUUCUGUCCUGGUUCCCAGUACUGGUUCUGUCCUGGUUCCCAGUUCUGGUUCUGUCCUGGUUCCCAGUACUGGUUCUGUCCUGGUUCCCAGUACUGGUUCUGUCCUGGCCCCAGUACUGGUUCUGUCCUGGUUCCCAGUGCCCAGGUGCUGCUGGGGUUCCUCCCCCCAGCUCCUGCCCCUUGCUGCAGCAUUCCCAAAUCCCAGUUCCCAAACCCCAAAUCCCUUUUUUCUCCCCCGUGUGCUCCGACUCCGCCGUGCCGAGGUCACAGCCAGGAGGGUGACUCUGAUUCUGCCAGAGGGGUUUUUAUGAUUUUCUCUUUGUUGUUGAAUCUACUGGUUAGAUUUGCAGUCCUAACAGAGAAGGAUUUUUAAAGCUUAUUUUGGGAUCCUGCUGGAUCCUCAACACUGGGAAAGCCAAGAAUUCCUCUAACAGUAUUUUCUAUGCUAUUAAUUGACUAAAAAAAAUGUUUUCUAUAGAGAAUCUAUUUACAAAAUGAGCAUUUUAGUGAUGAAAACCUGAAUGUAUGGCAGGCUGUGGAUGUGAGGAAUGAGAGCAGAAAGGAUUUAUGUGCCUCUGUAUUUUUGUAUUUGCUUCCAAUAAACCAAUGAACCAAA